UCCGUCUCCAUUCUCGUCCACCCACACAUUUAAAAGAGGGCAGACACCUUCGCUCCCGUGAUUCCCUUUCAAAUCCCGCACAUCUAAACCAUCAGAGAAUCACUUCAGAGGAGAGGCUUCUGGAAAUUGUUCCUUCCUUUUUACGAUCAUCUGUUCAUCUAUUCAUAUCCGCCGUGUGAACAGAGAGUGUUGAAUCGCGAAAUCCUGAUCUGAUUAGUUCGGUUCGGAAUUCGGUGUGCAGAGUCUGAUCGAAUCGGCGGUGUUGAUGGCGUCGAGUAUGGUGCCGAAUACGGUUACGAACACGGGGAGUAGAGCGGCGGCGAGGAGGAGGAAGAAGAAGAGAAGCCAGGUUCCGAGUGCGCAGAGUCAAGAUGCGAGCAAUAGCAGCUCGGCUGAUGAAUGGAAAUCCGAAGCUCAACAGCAGGUUUACUCUUCGAGGCUUCUCGGAGCGCUGCGAAUGCUCCGGCUAAGUCCGCCUUCUUCGCCGGCGGCGCCGAAGGGCGGGAGAGCGGUGCGAGAAGUGGCGGACAGAGUUUUGGCGGUUACGGCGAAGGGGCGUACCAGGUGGAGCCGCGAGAUCCUCACCAACCGCCUCAAGCUGAAGUUUAUGAAGAAGCACAACAAGAGGCAGAGAGUGGUGGCGGCGGCGGCGGCGAGAGGGAACAGCCGGUUGCCGAAGAAGCCGAGAUUGAGUAUUCUCCGGCUGAAAAUGAAGAAUUUACCGACCGUACAGAGAAAGGCUCGCGUUUUGGGCCGGAUUGUUCCCGGCUGCCGGAAGGAGCCGCUGCCUGUGAUUCUAGAAGAAGCCACUGAUUACAUAGCCGCUCUGGAGAUGCAAGUCCGAGCCAUGAGCGCUCUAGCCGAUCUGCUUUCCGGCGCUUCUUCUUCUAGCUCAGCUCCUCCCACUUGAUGACGCCAUUCAUUUUCCUAUUUUAAUUUUAAUUUUUCUUUUUCUUUUUCUUUUAUCCCUUUUCGUGUCCUAUGAAUAUUCCCUGUUAAAUACAAUUCCUACUGGGUGCAACGUAUAUUUUCAACCGAAAUUAAAUCAGUAAAUAAUAACUAUGAAAUAUUGUGCCUUAGUUGCAAA
Molecule: messenger RNA, 1087 nt
Organism: Ipomoea nil (Japanese morning glory)
Lineage: Eukaryota; Viridiplantae; Streptophyta; Magnoliopsida; Solanales; Convolvulaceae
Product: transcription factor bHLH147-like
Exons: 2
Coding region: 266-910 (214 amino acids)
Biological process (GO): regulation of DNA-templated transcription
Molecular function (GO): protein dimerization activity
Source: RefSeq, a predicted model, not a curated record